AUGUAUCGUACAUUGUUAAAACUUCAUAUUCAUCUUAAAAAUCGUGUACUUGAUUUAUCGUAUUCCUAUGGAUUUUUUGUUGCUGAUCAUUCACUUUAUGUUAUUUUAAUUUGUUUUGGUGUAUUUCUUCUUAGUUUAUUUCAAAUAACUACUAAUGUUCCACCACCUGGUAGUACAUUAGAAAUUUUUGCUGAAACAUCAAAAUCAUUUCGACCUGUUCGUGCUCGAUUAGAAUUAAAUACAAGUGAUCAAUUACAUGACAAACAACCAGAUAAACCAUUAUGGUAUUCUGGUUAUCCACUUGCUUAUGUUCAACAUAUUGUUAUACGAUGUUCAACAUUAACAUCUCGUACAUCAUGUCUUUUACGUGCACGUGAUAUUCAUGAUCGUCUUUUUGCUGAUUCACAAUUUGAUACAAAUUGUUUAAGAGUUGGUGAACCAAUAAAUGCACAACAAAUGAUGUUAUAUUUACCAUCAUAUGGUUGUCUUUUUCUUUCUCCAUUAAAUCUUUGGUCAAAUGAUAUAUUAAAUAUAAGAAAUAAUGAACGAGAAAUUCUUGAAACAAUUCCAUCAUUAUCAAAACGUUAUACAGAUAUUAUAUUUGGUAUUCCACAAGAAUAUUUUUCGUCAAAUAAACCAUUAACAUAUGCAGUAACACUUUUAUUAAAUAAUGCAUCAAAUGACUAUCGACAAGAUUUAAAAAAACGAUUAUCUGCUUUAGAUGAACAACAACAAGAUGAUAUAAUACAUAUUUAUUUUUCAAGAAAAUCUCUUCUUUAUUAUCUACCAUUAGUACUUAUUUAUAUUGUUGUUUUUCUUUAUAUUUAUUAUUCAGUUAGUCAAUUCGAAUGUGUGAAAUCUAAAUGGGGUCUUGCAUUGGCAGCAACAGUACAAAUUGUUGUUUCUUUGUUAAUAUCAUUAGCAUUAUCAUCAUUGUUUCAUAUGACACCACGUCUUGAUGGUGGUGAAGUAUUUCCAUACUUAGUUAUAUUUAUUGGUUUGGAAAAUUUAGUUGUAUUAACACGUGCAGUUACAUCAUCACAAGCACAAAAACAAUAUGAUGAUAUACGUGAACGUGUUGCACAUGCACUUCGUGCUGAAUCAUGGACAAUAUCAAAACAUUUAGUUUAUGAAUUAGUUAUUGUUAUGAUUGGUUUUAUAACAUAUGUUCCAACGGUUAGAGAAUUUUGUCAAUUGGCAUUAAUUGGAAUUUUAAUUGAUUUUUUAAUGCAAAUUAAUUUUUGGUUAGCAGUUUUAAGUAUUGAUAUUCGAAGAUUUACAGUUGGAGUUGGAAAAAAGAAAAAUAGAAAUUUAGAACAAGAAAAACAAGAAAUUAAAGUUUCAUUACCUAUGAGAAUGCCUUAUGUAAUAAAUAGACGACAACAACAAUCUCAAUGGGCUAGAUAUAGAGUUUUACAACGUGGAAGUAUGUUUAUUGUUCUUAUUUGGGUUAUUCUUAUUUUUUAUAAAUCAUGUUUAAUUGUUGAUUUACUUCAUAAAAAUGUACAAAUAAAUCGAGAACAAAUUAAAGGUUUUGUUCCAGAAAAAACGCUUAAUGAACAUUAUGGUUCAUCAUUUAAUAAUCCAUAUGAUUCACAUAAUAAUGUUGAAGAUCAAAUGAUGAAUAAUGUAUCUUUACCUAAUUAUGAAUGGCAAACACUUUUAUCAUAUGAUCAUUGGUCAACAUUAUUUUCUUUUUAUAAUAUUUCAUACGAUAAUCGUUAUUUAACUAUAAUGCCAUCGAUUUAUUUACCAAUGAUUUCUUCUGAAGAUCGAAAAUUAGAUGUGACAACAAAAGCUGCUGAUUAUAAAGUAACCCAUCGACCUUUAAUUGAUGCAACAAUAACAAGUACAAGUAAUUCAUUGAUUGAUGGCCGAUUUUCAACAGCUCUUUGGGAACUUUUUUUUAUUGUUUUAUUUGGUUUAACAUUAUUUAGUAUUGUUUAUUUUUGGUUUUCUACAUCAUCAUCUUCAUUACAUUCAAAUCAUAAUCGAACAUUAUCUUGUAUUAAAAGUGAUCAUUCAAUUGUUCCAACAAUAUUAAUACCUCCAUCAUCUACAUUAUUAAUUGAAUCGAUGUGUGUACAUGAAAAUGGUACAGUUGUUUGUGUAGCAUAUUCCGAUGGUUCAAUUUCUAUGUGGAAUCCUCAAACAAGUGGUAUUAUUUUAACACAACAAAGAUAUUCAAUAACAUCAACUGAAAAACUCAUCAAUCAUGUUUGGUGUUCAUUAAUGAUCGAUGAACAUCGAUGUUUAUUUGGUUGUUCAAAUGGUCAAAUAGAAAUUUAUCCAAAUAAUUCAUUAUCAAAAAAUUUGAUAUUAUGUCAAAAUGAUCUUGGUGGUAUAACACAUCUUAUACGAGCAUCAUCAACAUUAAUAAUAAGUACAACACGUCGAGGUUAUUUAAUUGCAUUUGAAUAUAUAAAUGGUUUAAUAAAACAAAUUUAUAUUAAAAGAUUACAUCAAUGGCCAAUACGUGUUUGUCGACUUGAUUUUAAUUCUGCACUUAUAUUCACUGGUAGUGAUGAUCAUUCAAUCAAAGUUACUAAUGUUUCAAAUGGUUCGUGUUUACAUAUUUUACAAAAACAUCAAUCACCUAUUAAUUGUCUUGCUCUUGAUCCAUAUCAUCCAACAACAUUGGUAAGUGGUUGUUUUAAUGGAACAUUAUGUGUUUGGAAAGGAAAUGAUCUUAUUCAAACAAAUAUCAAUGCACAUCCAUUAUCAAUAAUAAUUGAUUUAAAUUUUUGUGGUCAUUCAUCAAAUAUAAUAAGUCUUGGUACAGAUAAACGUUUAUGUAUAUGGACAUAUUCAAGUUUACAACUUCUUUAUGAAUUAAAUGAUAUAACAUCAAAUUGUUUUACUAUACAUCGUACAAAUUAUUUAUUUUAUACAAAAUUAAAUUCUCUUUUUAUAUAUGAUACACUUAAUCAAAGAAAAAUAUCAACAAGACAAUUUUUAAUUCCAUUUCUAAAUGAUAUUAAUCGAGAUGAAACUGAAAUGAAUAUUGACAAACUUAUUUAUUCAUCACAAACAGAAACAUUGAUACUACAGAAUUCGGAUAUUAUUUAUGCAAUGCACUUACCACAACGUUUUUUUCUUGACCGGUGA
This is a messenger RNA of Rotaria sp. Silwood2, 3108 nucleotides long. The record is from the annotation of a GenBank genome assembly. Lineage: Eukaryota; Metazoa; Rotifera; Eurotatoria; Philodinida; Philodinidae.